GUCUUUGUGCAGUUUAAGACCACAAAAUGAAAAAUCAUGACUGCACGUAAACUAUCGUUAAGAAGGUGUGGCGUAUAAUAAGGUGUGAGGUUCAUUAACAUUUAGAAUAUGGGUCACUAUUUAAUUUUAGACCAGGAACACCUGUCCUUGUCAGUUUACUUCAUGGUUGUAGUAAAGCCUCAACAGAGUUUGAAAAUUAAUGUUGGGAGAUGUGAAUCAUACAUAUGGGUAGUUUUAGAAUAUUGUUUUAUAUGUAGGCACCUAUAAACAUCCCUGCAGUCAACUAUGAACAAUCUACAGGACAGUAAUGCAGUUUCCCCUGCCAAUCCUUCUGUUAAAGACUUGGUGAAAGUGUUGUAUGGAGGAAAAAAGUUUGGUAAUCGUGUGGAUGAAGUUUGGCCUAACCUAUUCAUUGGUGACAUGUCAGUGGCAAAUGAUCGCUACAGUCUAUGGAAGCUGGGAAUCACUCAUGUUGUGAACGCCGCUCAUGGCAGGAUGCACUGUCAGGGAAGUCAUGACUUCUACGGCUCCACUGUGGAUUAUUAUGGAGUGCCUGCUGAUGACUCACCAUCCUUUGACCUCUCUCGCUAUUUCUUCCCCUCUGCUGAGUAUAUUCAGAGUGCACUCGACACUGCUGGUGCUCGGGUUUUUGUCCACUGUGCAGUUGGGGUGAGCAGGUCUGCCUCCCUCGUCCUGGCCUACCUCAUGAUCCACCACCAUUACACCCUACUAGACGCAAUCAAUAAAGUGAAGGAGCGCAGGUGGAUCUUCCCAAACAGAGGAUUCCUUAAACAGCUUUGUGCUUUGGAUACGAAACUGCGCAAGACAUCAUGAGUAACUCUGAACCUCAAAAACGAAUUGAUUUUCUGACUUACAGAGCAUCAAAUGCCCAUUUUCCUCACGAUAAAUGAAGGAUUCCACAUCUGCCAGUGGAGGGAGAUGCUGUACUUUAACUUUAAUCAGUUUGUUUGGUCCUGUGUGUGAUGUGAAUCAUGCUGCUCGUUCACAGGAUAUUGACCCUUACAUUAAUAAGAGUUCAGUGUACUCAUCUCAUGCUUAGGCAGAAUCCAUUUUAAGACAAAGACAAAAUUACUUAUUUAACCUUUGUGUUAUGUUGAAGGAAAUUUACAUCCAUUAUUCCCAUUAAAAGUUUCUUGUGUCUGAGUGCAAAAACAAACAUAAAACGUAUUUCAUUUUUAAAAUUCAUUUAUUACAAAUUGCUUUAUUUGUUUGCAUGAAGCCACUCAGGCCUAUAGA
Messenger RNA from Scatophagus argus, 1257 nucleotides. RefSeq names its product dual specificity protein phosphatase 13-like. The record is from RefSeq and is a predicted model, not a curated record. The transcript is spliced from 3 exons. Bases 286 to 834 code for a protein of 182 amino acids. Gene Ontology annotation, cellular component: cytoplasm. Gene Ontology annotation, molecular function: protein tyrosine/serine/threonine phosphatase activity; MAP kinase phosphatase activity. Gene Ontology annotation, biological process: negative regulation of MAPK cascade; protein dephosphorylation. NCBI's taxonomy places the organism in Eukaryota, Metazoa, Chordata, Actinopteri, Scatophagidae.